AUGUCUUUGUCUAUGAUCUUCUCACUUUCACAAUUGAAGUUUGUGAAUAUCCUGGCUGGAUAUGGUCCUGAAAAUGAUGAGCUUUCUAUUGCUUCAUGGCUUGAAGAUGAUGUGAUCUUUUAUCAAACCGUGGAGAUUAAUGUGUCAAAGCUUUUUGGGAUUUACGCUGAAGCUAAACAACCUGCUUUAGUUUUGGAUGUUGAGAAAUUAAAUCAUUUUGUACCGGAGAGAACAAAAGAGAGUCCAGGAGGUCCAUGGAAGUUUGUUGGUUUAUUGCCCUUAUUUGACCCUCCCAGACAUGACAGUGCUGAUACAAUUAGUAAAGCCCUUAAUCUUGGUAUCAAUCCCUCGUCUUCAUUGCUUGGACAAGAUAACAAUGUCUCUGGUCUUCUUGUGGAUGAGUUGAUUGAGAAGGCUGAUGGAUUUGCUGGGUGUUUCCUGGUUGAAGAAGAAGAAAGGAAGCUUGAAGCUACGAUUGAAGAAACAGAGAAGCAGUGCUAG
This is a messenger RNA of Spinacia oleracea (spinach), 501 nucleotides long. RefSeq names its product plasma membrane ATPase-like. The record is from RefSeq and is a predicted model, not a curated record. The coding region runs from base 1 to 501 and encodes 166 amino acids. Gene Ontology annotation, molecular function: nucleotide binding. The transcript has 5 exons. NCBI's taxonomy places the organism in Eukaryota, Viridiplantae, Streptophyta, Magnoliopsida, Caryophyllales, Amaranthaceae.